GGGAGGGCGGGUACGCGCUGGCUGCUCUCCGCAGUACCGAUCUGCUGAGAGCACCAGAGCAGAGCUCCUCCACAGACCACAGCCGCAGGGCACGCACUGCAGCUCAGAGGAAAACCUCACAUAGAAAUAUACGCUGGAGGAGAAACUGCUACCUCACAAGACAGAAGACAAGACAAAGAGGAAGAGAAGAGGUGGAUCCGCUUCAAGGACCUAAAGAUGUCUGAUCACAGAAACUACUGAGGCUGAUUAUUCUUUGCAAUAAGGAUCGCUCCCCACGCUAUAGAAAAAUCUCCUGAAAGGACAUUGUGGAGACACUUGCGAGCUCAGACCUUUUCUCUCCAUAUAUUGGAAGUUGUUUCUCUGGUGAAGCCUCGGCCCCAUCUGCCCCUGCCUCGACUUCAACCUCAGGAUGGCUGGCUGUACCUGCCGCUGCAGGCAAGGCUUGCUCAAACUAAUGCAGUCCCUGCAGAGAUUGGUCUCAGGAACCCUCACAAAAGAUAGAACAGAUGAGGAGGUGGAGAUGGCGACGGUGUGCUACAGGCCAGAGGGUCUUGACCAGUUGGAAGCCCAAACUAACUUCAGCAAACAGGAGCUGCAGAUCCUCUAUCGUGGUUUCAAGAAUGAAUGUCCAAGUGGUGUUGUAAAUGAGGAGACAUUUAAACACAUUUACGCACAGUUCUUUCCUCAUGGAGAUGCAAGCAUGUAUGCUCAUUAUCUUUUCAAUGCAUUUGACACUACAAACAAUGGCUCCAUUAAGUUUAAGGACUUUGUAAUGGGUUUGUCUACACUGUUGCGAGGAACACUGAGAGAAAAGCUUGAGUGGACGUUUCACCUUUAUGACAUUAACAAAGAUGGCUACAUAAACAGAGAGGAAAUGACUGAGAUUGUGAGAGCCAUUUAUGACAUGAUGGGCAAGUACACGUACCCUGCACUAAAGGGAGAUGUCCCGCAGCAGCAUGUGGAUGCUUUUUUCCAGAAAAUGGAUAAAAACAAAGAUGGAGUGCUGACUUUGGAGGAGUUUAUUAUAGCCUGCCAGGAGGACGAAAUCAUGAUGAGAUCCAUGCAGCUGUUUGAAAAUGUGAUGUAGAUCAAGAGGAGAUGAUGGAAAACAAAGACAUGGAAAAUGAGAGGACUUGGUGUGAGAGUGUGUGUGUGUGUGUGUGUGUGUGUGUGUGUGUGUGUGUGUGUGUGUGUGUGUGUGUGUGUGUGUGUGUGUGUGUGUGUGUGUGUGUGUGUGUGCGUGCGUGCGUGUGUGCGUGCGCAUGUGCGUGUGUGUGUGUUAGAUAUGUGCAAUACAUCCAGUCUCUCCUCUUCUUUCCAUCUUAUCAGCUCUGGUCUGGAUACAGUCAGAUUCCCUCACAAUGACUUGAAUGAUGAGACUGGACUGGAAUGCUUUUAGCCUUCCUGCAGAGUUUCCCCACACAAUACAAACUGACUGAUGUGACAGACUUGGAUGAAAAAGACAUUGCUCUCAGUCCUGUCUAGAAGAUUGGUCUGUUAGAGAUAAAUAUGAUCCUACACUGCAAGGCUGCACCAGACCAGCAAAGAGCUAUUGUUCAACCAGAAGAGCUUUUUUGUUUUGUUGCCAUAAGACGUUAUUUUUUUUGCCAAAAUUUAAUUGCAUGCUUUUGCAAGAGGUCAGAUUUGUUAUGGGAAUUUGGCCAUCAGGAUUUUUAUAUAUCUCAUGCAUCACUGUUGCAGUGACCACUGUACUUUUGUGUUGACCUGGUUGUCACUUGCCUGCGGAGUCUGUACGGUGCUUGUUAUAAAGAGUCUAAAGCUUACCGUAGAAAGUCAAAGAAUUUGGAACCUGUACAUUUUAUGGGUCUGAUGUUGUGCGGGUAUGUGCUUGUCUUCUUGCCUAUGUUAAAACUUAGGUUUUAGUAAAAAGAAAGAAGGAACUGAAUCAUGUUUUAUAUUUUCAGCUGCUGUUUUACUUCUUGUGGUCAAAUCGCUGCUUUGUCAAAAAUGUAAAAAGAAAACUAACAUUUUGAAUUUCAUGAUGAAAUGCCUGCAAAAUGAAGAUGAUGAAUGAUAAAUCAGGAAGAGGCUUGUUAUUAUCAAGCCAAUAUCUUUAUUUGCACAGAUGACAGAGAGUCAAAGUUUAACUCAAAGAUGACAACAAUAAUGAAAAAAGUAAAAUGUUUGUAUGGUCCAAACUUGUUGAUCAAACUUAUAGGUAUGUAACUAAUUAUACAAGAAAUGACAUACCUAAAAACUGGAGUCAAAUUCCUUGUAUGAGCAAGUUUCUGAUAAUCUUGCAGGAAAAUGACACUAAAUGUCAGCUUUGGAAUGUGAUAUUUUGAUGACACAGAGGACAGCUCCAUCUGUAUUAGUGAAAAUUCGGCACUGUGUCCUCCAUCUAAAACAAAUUUGUCAUGUUACACUGACAGGUACAGGUAAGGACAGAACAGGGUGACUCCUGCAGUUGCUUGCAGCUGGUUUUCUGUGAGUCAGGGUGUGUUUGAAAAUGGAAAACUCACUAAGAUAAGCACUAACAUAUUCAUCAACGUUCAUCAAACAUUCUUUUUGCUGUCAGUGGAGCAGCUCUUGUGUGGUACAUCAGUGUGACAUCUCUGCUAUCUUGGUUUGUAACGGUUAUUAAAUCUCACAAGCAAAAAAAUUAUUCUAAGCCAUAAGAAUAAAUAUGUAACUUCUUAAAUUGA
Messenger RNA from Perca fluviatilis (European perch), 2666 nucleotides. RefSeq names its product Kv channel interacting protein 1 b (gene kcnip1b). Gene Ontology annotation, molecular function: potassium channel regulator activity; calcium ion binding; transmembrane transporter binding. Gene Ontology annotation, cellular component: voltage-gated potassium channel complex. Lineage: Eukaryota; Metazoa; Chordata; Actinopteri; Perciformes; Percidae. Gene Ontology annotation, biological process: regulation of potassium ion transmembrane transport. The transcript is spliced from 9 exons. The coding region runs from base 410 to 1087 and encodes 225 amino acids. The record is from RefSeq and is a predicted model, not a curated record.